GGAGCGCUCGGCAAGUGGCAGACUGGCUUCCUAGCUACUGGCGUCUGUAUUUGGUGGUCAAGUGGCCCGUGCCCGUGCGUCUUCUGCGAGCUCCCCCUGCCUCAGCUCCAGGCCUUAUGGAAGAAGGCUCAGGCAGUUGUUGCCAGGACUCCCUGUGGUUUAUCCAAGUAGAAGACACUGCUAUGGUGUGUCCUGGUGUGCCAGGGAGGAGCUCAUAAUGCAGACUUGCCCGCUGAACCCUCCCUCUGAAAGACAAAGCAGCCUUCUGUACAGGAGGAAGUGUCUCCUGCAGCUGAGCAAAGCUCCCUUGCUUUUCCAGUGACAUCAGGCUGUAAACUUCCUGGCUGUGUCUCAUGGAGCUUUCCUGAGAGACAGGUACUGCAGCCUCUCUGUGUAGCUCGGCUACCUAAGGGCAGAUGAGCGGUGAUGUGCGUGUCCACUCCUGGCCUUGCUCCUACUAUCUGGACCUUGAGAAGCAAUGGGUUCCUGGGAAACUGACCUUGACACCUCAUUCACUGAAGUUCAGUGCGGACAGAACUGAAGAGGUCCUUGUCGGUCUGCCCCUCUCCAGCAUCACUGAGAUCAGAAAAGAGACUUCUCUCUUUAUCUUCAGUGCCAUCACAGUCCUGGAGAAGGGCCAGGCCAAGCACUGGUUCGGCUCCCUGCGGCCCAGUCGCAAUGUGGUCUUCAACAUCAUUGAGCACUUCUGGAGGGAGCUGCUGCUGUCCCAGCCGGGCCCUGCUUCCAGCACGGCCUCCCCGAAGACCAGGGGCCAGGAGCUGAUGGGACUGAUGGCUACUUCCCAGAGACGCAUGGAAGACACAUCGAAGGUCCUUCACCAUCAGGGCGAGCAGCUAGACAGUGUGAUGAGGGGCCUGGAGAAGAUGGAGUCAGACCUAGAUGUGGCUGACAGAUUGCUGACAGAAUUGGAGACUCCUUCCUGGUGGCCUUUUAGCUCUAAGCUUUGGAAGAUGCCAGCAGAAGUAAAGCCCAAGGAAGGUGUUCCUGUAGCCACUUGUGAGCCCUUUGGAAAGGACGGGGUUGUGAUCAGAGUCCCUGCUGUUGUUUCUCCGAGAACGGAGUCUCAUUCCAAGCCGGGAAAGCUCACUGUCCUGGUUUCUGGUCUGGAAAUCCACGACUCCAGUUCAUUGCUCCUGCACAGGUUUGAGAGGGAAGAUGUCGAUGAUAUCAAGGUUCACUCUCCUUAUGAGGUCAGCAUACGCCAGCGGUUCAUUGGGAAGCCAGACGUGGCUUAUCGGGUGAUAUCUGCCAAGAUGCCAGAGGUCAUUCCCAUUUUAGAAGUGCAGUUCAGCAAGAAGAUUGAGCUCCUGGAAGAUGCCCUCAUGCUCAGGAGCAGGGGCGGGGCGUCCCCUGCAGUGAGCAGCUGCUCCAUUCAGCAUGCAGCGUCCAGACUGAUGGGCUGCGCUUCACACCGGGAGCUGCCCGCAGGAGCCCAGGAGGGCGAGCAGCUGCAGCUGCAGAGGAACUGGCCACUGCUCUCUGAGGGGGAAGCCCAGGAGCUGACACAGAUCCUGAGCAAACUCAAGGGGCUGGCACUGGACACCGAGGCAGAGCUUGAACGCCAGGACGAGGCUCUGGAUGGCAUCACCGUAGCUGUGGACCGAGCAACCCUGACUGUGGACAAGCAUAACCGGCGAAUGAGAAAGCUGAUGUAGUGGGGCAAGCGGCCACACAGCCACCCCUGGCUCUCCUGAUCCCCCUGUUGGUAGCCCUGUGCCUUUUGCACUGGGACCUGGAACACCCUCAUUGGUGCUGUGCAUCUGUGAGGCCCUGCUGGCAACUACAUCUUCCUAGGAUGCGCCAAGAGGAGCCACGCCAUGCAUGAGCAUGACGUGUUUAACACGUGCCCUCAGCAUGUGGGCCAAGCCCUGUGCAGGCAACGAUGGCCACCACAGUGCAGCCGUCCUUGCUGUCCACACUGACACCCCAGCUUCCUGCUGCCAUUGUGGGGCCAAGGCCCUGGUAACCUUGCACAAGUCAUAUCACAUUGUCAUCUUUCCACCAUUUUUGCCAGAGUGUCAAGAAAAUGUCAGUCCUUCUGAGGGAGAUGUACUUGGUCUAGCUCUGCAUUCACUGGCCACACACACUGGUUCCCCCUCAGAUGCUGCUGUAGCUCCCCUUCAUUUCCCCCUGCUCAUCAGAGUUCUCUAGAGGAGCAGGACCAGCAGCCUCUAUGUGUGUAUAAUGAAGAAUGUUUCUUAGAUUGCUGACAUCAUAGGGGCUGUGUCCACAACAGCAUAUUCACAUGGAGAGACAGAGAACACUGGCUGCCCAGUCCAAGAAUCUGGACCCCUCAGCAGCCCAGUGCUGACGGCCUGGAGUCAGUGGACUUGGUUCUGCUGUAACAAGUCAGAGUUAAUGGAGGCUGGUGUGAGCAGAGGAUGGUGGCGGCCAUGCGCUCUCACCCAGAGAGGGGGCCUGCUCACUCAGCACACGCUGCCUUCCUCUGCCUCCCAUGUAGGCUGCCCACAAUCAGGACAGUCCCUUUUCCUAGUCACCUUGUCUCUGGAAGCACCGCCACAGACACACAGGAAUGCCUCACCACCCCUGGACAGCUCUAAAUCUAGGAAGUUGAUGGCCGAGACCAGUCGCCCUCCUGGCCCGGCCGUGGCAGACAGCCUCUGUCUCCACGUGCAUGGUGGCUGCCUGGCAUCAGGAGUGCAGCCCACUCCAGCACAAAGGCCUCAGCAGCAGCAGUCGCCGCUUCCACCUCAAGCAGUGUCCUGACCCAGGCUGUUCAGAAUGUGAAGAGUUGCCUGGUUUAGAAGUGGCCCAAGCUAUGUCUUGCUGUUGCCCUUUGCUUAAUUGUGUGUUCUCAUUGUCCUGCUCGUGGCUAUUUCCACAAGCCCCGGCACAGUGGGCCACCAGGACUCACUCAUCAGCUUGUGUAGUUGGAGAGAGGGUCCUGUGGGUUAUUUUGCUUUUUGAGACAGGUUCUCACUCUAGUCCAAGCUGUCCUCAGACUUGCAGCAAUCCUCCUGCCUCAGCCUCCCAAGUGCUAGCAUUCUAGGUAUUCUAGGCCUCACCUAGCCCUUCUUUUGUUUAUUUAGUGGAUAUAAGAUGGCUGCUGUGGAGAUGGCUGCCUGCAGUGUGUAGUGAUGAGCUCAGAAAGAUACUAUUCACAGCUCUCAAGCAUUUGUGAGUCCUGUGUGCUGGAGCUGCUGUGCUCUUCCCUUCACUCUUUAUGAAGAGCAUAGUGAAGGGCCAGGCACUGUGGUAUCCCUGACUUGUUCUGGAACGCUGGGUUUGCUUCCUCCUCCUGUCUACCUGUCCUUGGCCCCCAUUAUCCAGCUUCCUCCUUCAGUUCUCUGCACCCCUUCCCCUCCUCUGCUCCCCACCCUCCACUCAGUGCUCCUGUGAGAUGCUGACCUUCUAGCACUUGUCUCUCUGUGCCUGGCUCUCUUCACAAGGCUCCAUGUCCUCUGGGUUUAGCCUUGCUGUUGCAAAUGAUGGGAUUUCAUGCUUUUCCCCACUGAGCACUGACCUAUAUACCUAUAUCAUGGUGUCUGUUUUUCUUAGUGCUAAGAACCCAGCUCAGGGCCUUGUGUGUGUUAGGCAUGUACUUCCCCACUGAGAUGCAUCCCAAGCCCUUGACCCUUUGAGGCUAGAGCUCACACCCAUCCCUAGCUGGCUUCUCACUUGCGUUUUCCCUUCCUCUGCCUCCUGAGUGCUGGGAUUACAGACCUGUGCCCCGAUGUUUUGUUUGCCUCACCCCCACCCACCUUUUUGAGUGUCACUUCUUUAGGUCUCACUAUGUAGCCCUGGCUGGCCUGGAACUCACCACGUAGACCAGGCUCUCCUCUAACUCACAGAGCUCCUCCUGCCUCUGUCUCCUGAGUGCUGGGAUUAGUGGCAUGUAGCACCAUGCCUGGCCUAGGUCAGUACUUUUAUUGUGCUUGCAUAAUAGACAGUAUUUGGGAGGAGACCUCUACCAGACAGGCCUCAGACUGGCUUCAAAUCCUGCCUCAACCUCCUGAGUGCUGGGAAUGCUGGUCUGUUGCCACCAUCUGUCUGCUUUUGAUAGAAGAUAGAUGUUUGCCAAGCCUCAGAGCUUACAGGAUCUUCCUGAGGAACCUUCUCUGUAGGCCUGUGAGGCAGAGCAGAGCAGAACAAGGCUGCCACAGCAUACGAUGGAGACGCUCAGAGAUGACUGACCGGGACCACCUGUACACUGUCUUCCCGUCAGUUCACCCCGCAGACACACUGCCUGAAAGACCGCAGUGAGGUUCUUAUGUGCAAGCAUAAGGAGAAGCUGACUCCAGAGUAGGACGAUGGGAAAACACGGGGAUUGUUGGAGCAGGAGACACCACCAAGCACAUCAAGUGUGGAUGCAAAGAGACACCCUCAACAUGAAUUACAUGCCAGAACCUGCACCUCAGCAUCAGCAGUGCAGAGCACACAGUAAGUGGAAAACACCUGUGUGUCCAUCCACACCGCACUUGACUGCUGCCUCAGAAUGGAGAGUUCAGCACUGCUGGAAUGUCACUGCCUGCAAGACACACAACUUCCUAGUGACUUAUCCAUUGCAGGACCCAAGCAAGGAUGGUGCUGGUCUUUGUCCCACGGGGCCUGUCAAGGGGUGGAGUCUCCGCUGACUCUCACAGUCACAGCCAUCUCACAGUCGGGUCUCCCGUGUCCCUGACUCCUCAAUAUAGUCUGCAGACUCUGGUGAUCUCUUCAGCUUCUCCCAGUUAGGUACCACGUCCUAAAGGCUCCACAGACUCAGAACACAGGCUAAGAACCAUGUCUUCCGACACAUGAGCCCACAAGGAACAUUUUAUAUACAAACUAUAGCAUCACACAGACAAAAUCUAGUCAGCGAUAGCCCUGUCUUAUUCUUAGAGGCGGAAUGAGACUUCAGAAACAACAAAAACAAAACAGCCAGGCAGUGGAGGCGCGCGCCUUUAAUCCCAGCACUUGGGAGGCAGAGGCAGGUGGAUCUGAGUCCGAGGCCAGCCUGGUCUACAGAGUGAGUUCCUGGACAGCCAGGGCUACAUAGGAAAACCUUGUCAAAAAAAAAAAAAAAAAAAGAAAAGAAAAAGGAAGGAAAGAAAGAAAGAAAACAAAACCAAGGAGGCAGAAUUUCAGAGAAAGAAUAAGUUAUUUACAUGGAAUAACUUUUAUUUUUCUUAUUAAACUGUCAGGUAAGUUUACUAAAAAUAAAUUAUCUACCAUAUCUGUGUGUAUGUGGAUAUACAUAGUGAAAUGAAUGACAGCAAUGAUAUGAAAGAUGAUGGGUAGAAGGAAUUAGAAAUAUUUUGUAAUUUUAAAAAAUUUAUUCUCACUCCUUUGUAAUGUUUGCCUGGAUAUAUGUAUGUGCACCUCAUGCAUGUGUGGUGUCCACAGAGGUCAGACAAUUUUUGGAUUCCCUGGGACUGGAGUUACAGAUGGUUGUGAGCUGAGACUCGAACCUGGGUCUUCUAGAAGAGUCUCCAGUGCUCUUAACUACUGAGCUAUCUCUCCAGCUCCCUGCCUUUUGUUUUUGAGACAGGAUCUCACUGUGUAGUCAUGGCUGAUGUACUUUCUGGGUUGAACAGGCUGGUUUCAAAUUCACAGAGAUCCACCUGCCUCUGGCUCCUGAAUGAUGACAUUAAAAGAAUUUGCCCUACAUCCAGCUCGUAAUUAUUUUUUAUAAUUAAUUUAUUAUUUGGCAAUAUCAUAUAUGUUUGCAUUCCCCCUCCUCUUUUCCCCAGAUCUCUACAAUGUGCUCCCUCAUUUUAUAUGUGUGUGCGUACACUGAGUCAGAUUGCUGUCUUCACAGUCAUGAGUGUAAAAACAUCAGCUGGGACAUGGACAGUGUACCAACAGCCACACCCCUGAAGAAAACUGACUCCCUGGCAGCCAUCAGUUGUCAGUAGCUCCUCAGUUAGGAGUGGGGCCUCAGAAGCCUCUUCCCCAUUCCUGCUGGAAUUUCGAUGGCUUCGUUUUAUGCAGGUAAUCAUAGCUAAUCAUAGCAUAAUCUGACUGUUGCGUGUCCCAAAGCCAGUAUUUCACAUCCCUCUCUCCUAUGGCUCCUACAACCUUUCCAGCUUUUUUUUUUUUUUUUUUCUGCAGUGUCCCUGAGCUUUGGGGGUUGGGGGUUGGGGGUUGAUACAGAUAUUCCAUGUAUAGUUGAGUACCCAAUGAUCACUUAUUUUUUGACCAGCUAUGACUCUGCAUUAACUACAGCUCAGAGCAGCUCUAAUCUGUGGAUAUAAACAGAACUAUUUAGGUGGCAGUCUGACAGCGUGAGUAUUUAGCAAAGCAGCAAUGGGUUCCCAGCCUAGGAUCCACGGCCUCUCCAGGCACAGGCUUUGCACUGUGUUUAUAUUACCAGGCAAGAAUUCCCUCCUGUGGAGCAGACUUCAAAUACAAUCAGAGAGAAACUAGUUAACCCCCCUCCCUCCCCCCCCCCCCCCCCCCCCCGUCAUACCGCUAUGCACAGUGAAUACUUCUUGUAUGGCAGGUCAAUGUUGUAGCAUAAGGCCCAUUGCUUAUCUUUCCACCUUCAACAGCUUGAGCACCUUCUGGCACUGUGAAAGCUAACUAGCAGGAAAGAACUUUUCUAGUUACUUCCAGCCUGUGUCCUUCAACCAAAGUAUGUAGUGUUUUAAGCAAUAGGGUCUCAUCCUCUAGUUAGGUGGGCAGCUGUAAUAAAACCAACCUAUUCAUACUCUCA
Molecule: messenger RNA, 6679 nt
Organism: Meriones unguiculatus (Mongolian gerbil)
Lineage: Eukaryota; Metazoa; Chordata; Mammalia; Rodentia; Muridae
Gene: Snap47
Product: synaptosome associated protein 47
Exons: 6
Coding region: 417-1676 (419 amino acids)
Biological process (GO): synaptic vesicle priming; synaptic vesicle fusion to presynaptic active zone membrane; exocytosis
Cellular component (GO): plasma membrane; SNARE complex
Molecular function (GO): syntaxin binding; SNAP receptor activity
Source: RefSeq, a predicted model, not a curated record